AUGAACCUCCAGCAGCCCCCAGCUCCCCUGCUGCCUCCGGUGCACCCAGACGUCCAGAUGAAGUCUCUGCCCUUCUACGAUGUACUGGACGUCCUCAUCAAACCCUCCAGCCUCGGAGCCGGUACUGCUCAGAGGUUCCACCAGGAGAGGUACUUCAUCUUUGCCCUAACGCCCCAACAGGUGCGGGAGGUCUGCAUAUCCAGGGACUUCCUACCUGGAGGCAGGCGGGACUACAUGGUUCAGAUCCAGCUGAGGUUUUGUCUGUCGGAGACCAGCUGCCCACAGGACGACAACUAUCCCAACAGCCUGUGCAUCAAAGUCAACGGGAAGAUCUUUCCUCUUCCAGGCCACGUUCCACCUCCAAAGAACGGCGUGGAGCAGAAGAGACCAGGACGACCCCUCAAUAUCACGUCUCUGGUGCGGCUCUCCUCCGCGGUGCCCAAUCAGAUCUCUGUCACAUGGGCCCAAGAGAUUGGAAAGACGUACUCCAUGUCCGUGUACCUGGUCCGGCAGCUCACCUCCCCUCUCCUGCUGCAGAGACUCCGGAUGAAGGGCAUCAGGAACCCAGACCACUCCAGAGCCCUCAUCAAAGAGAAGCUGACUGCCGACCCAGACAGUGAAGUCGCUACAACCAGUCUGCGCGUGUCGCUCAUGUGCCCGCUGGGGAAGAUGCGGCUGACCGUGCCGUGUCGGGCCGUGACCUGCUCUCACCUGCAGUGUUUCGACGCAGCUCUUUACCUUCAGAUGAACGAGAAGAAGCCCUCGUGGAUCUGCCCCGUGUGCGACAAGAAGGCCACAUACGAGAGCCUCAUCAUCGACGGCCUGUUCCUGGAGAUCCUCAACGACUGUUCAGACGUGGAUGAGAUAAAGUUCCAGGAGGACGGGACGUGGUGUCCGAUGAGACCCAAGAAAGAGACACUCAAGCUCCAGACGCCGACCAAGGUGGAGGCCUCAUCGCCUGUCCGUCACGCUGUGCCCGCCCCCUCGGACUCGUGCGCAGUGAAAAAGGCCGACGUGAUCGACUUGACUCUGGACAGCUCUGAGGAGGAGGAGAGCGAGCCUCCCCUCAAGAAACAGCGCUGCGUCUACAUCUCCAAGAGCCAGGAGCCCGAGCUGCACCCAAAGAGUGUCCUGGCCUACCAGCCGCCCUCGGUGCGCAUGCCCCAGGUGCAGGUGUCUGCUCUGGACCCGUACCAGCUGAGCUCCACCCUGACAGAUUACGCAGUGCCCUUCCAUCCAUCCACUCUGGCCUCCAUCCCCACAGACAUGCAGAGCCUGGACCUGUUCUCUCUCAUCCAGGCUGACCAACAACACUACCGGCCGCCCAUGUUUUUUGACAGUCUUCCCAGCAGCCUUCAGAGCAGUACUGUGGCCAGCACCAGCGGACCCCUGGCCUCCAGCAGCCGCUACGACAGCAGUAGCGGGCGCAUGUCUGGUUCUGUGCAUGAGAGCCGGAUGUCAGAAGGAGCCUCCGCCGCCUCAGCCGAGAGCAGUAUAUCGGACAUAAUUUCAUUGGACUAA
Knipowitschia caucasica is the source of this 1521-nucleotide messenger RNA. NCBI's taxonomy places the organism in Eukaryota, Metazoa, Chordata, Actinopteri, Gobiiformes, Gobiidae. The record is from the annotation of a GenBank genome assembly.